UGUUGUAGAGCAGAGUAGCAAAUGGUUUUUUGAUACUACAAGUAGCAAAUCGGCCAAAGCCACUUGCAUACGUUUUUGGUGUUUUUUGUUUUAAUAAAAUAUAUUUCUAUAUAUAAGAAAAAAAUAAAAAUUUAUAAAAUCAACAAAUCAACAAAGAAAAUUUAGAUAAAACAACAGAUAUAACAAGAUAGACAAAAAAGUGUUUUAAACAAAUUCCAAAAUCAGUUCAUAUUUAAAAUAAAUGUCUGACAUUUCUUGUGAAAUUAGUAGACUCCGCGAAAGGUUCGCAACAGCAGUGCCAGCAGCAGUAACUAAAAUAACUUCAAGAAAAUAUUAAAAAAAAAUUCCAUGUUUUAAGAGAGAAGUUUGACAACUAACAACCCGAAAAUUAAUACAAACAGUUAAAGGAUGGAUAUCGAUAAAGCUUUGGAAAAGUGCGGCAAUUAUGGUCGUUACCAAUUGGUGUUGUUGCUGUUGUAUGGUUACACCAAUCUCUUGUCCUCCAUGCACUAUUUCUCACAGACUCUAAUUUCAUUUACUCCCGAUUACUGGUGUUAUCACGAACAAUUGGAAAAUAAAACAUUUUCGGAAAUUUCCGGAAUUUAUAAGAAUUUUCAAAAUCCUCAUUGUACUCUGCUGGAGUAUAAUGAUGGUGUUUUUGAGAAAGCGGAAGUGGGAGAGUGUCGUAAGUGGUUUUAUAAAAAGGAAAAUGGCUACGAAAGUAUAACCACUGAGCUAAACUGGGUUUGUGACUCAGCUUAUCAGUUAGCGGUGGGUCAAUCGUUUUAUUAUUUGGGUGCUGUAGUGGGUACCAUAACAUUUGGUUUCUUGGCCGAUCGCUUGGGACGUUUACCUGCCAUUGUUUUGAGUACUCUAUCGGGUGGUUUAGGGGACUUUUUAUCCUCCUUUGUCCACAAUGUGGGAAUGUUUGGUUUAAGCCGUUUUAUAUCUGGUUUGUCGACAGAUACCUUUUUCAUGCUCAUGUAUAUAUUGGCAUUUGAAUAUCUCAGUCCCAAGAAACGCACAUUUGGUCUCAAUAUCAUCACAGCCACUUUCUAUUGCACCGGUUGCAUGUUUUCACCCUGGUUUGCUUUAUGGGUUAAAACUUGGCGUUACUAUUUACUAAUAGCCUCACUGCCAGUGCUUUUAGUAUUUUUAUAUCCUGUAUUAACUUGCGAAUCGGCUAGCUGGUUGUUGACCAGGGAAAAAUAUGAUCGUGCUGUAAAGUGUUUAAAACAUGUGGCUAAAUUCAAUGGAAGGCAAGUGGAGGAGAAGGUAUUCGAUGAAUUUGUCGAUUAUUAUAAACAAAAGGCCAUAGAGGAGCAAAAGAUUAAAAAUGAUGACACAUUCUGGGGCAUGUUUAGGACACCACGUCUUAGGAAAUUUACUAUAAUAUUGCUAAUCAAAAGUGUCAUCAUAACCAUGGCUUUUGAUAUUAUAUCACGUAAUAUGGAGGGUUUGGGUACUUCACCCUUUAAACUGUUUUCCUUUUCUUCGGUGGUAUAUGUACCCGCCGGUCUUACCAUAAUAGCCUUUCAAAACAUUAUAGGACGUAAAGGCAUGGCCACCACCUCUUUAUUAGAUGGCAGUAUUAUUACGGCUGUUACUGGCUUUCUUAUAGCCUUCUUAGAUCCCAAAUCAAAUGCUAUUCUUUUAGCCAUAAUGGUGGGUUUGGGACGUUAUGGUGCUGUGGUGGCCUACGAUGCUGAAGUACAAUAUUGUACAGAAAUUGUACCCACCAGUGUGAGGGGACGUGCUGUGGCCAAUAUCCAUGUCUUGGGUUAUGCCUGCAGUUUCCUGAACUCGUAUGUUAUAUACUUGGGCAAUUAUUACAAACCUUUACCCUCAAUUUUCAUAAGUACCAUUAUGUUAAUAGGUGCUGGCCUAUGUCUGUGCCUACCGGAAACUUUAAACAAAAAACUUCCUGAAACUUUAAGUGAUGGUGAGGUCUUUGGUAUUGGAGAGAAAUGGUAUUUCUUUCCUUGUUUUAGUAGGAAACCUAAAGCUGAAGAGCCACCAAUCGAUGAUAAACAUAUUGGUACAAAUACUAUAGAUAUAACGCAUUUAUAAUUUAAUUCAAUAAUUAUAAGUUUUAAUAGAUGUAAAUAGAUGUAGUUUUAAUAGUGAUAAUUAAUAAUUUAAGCCAAAAUAACACUUCCCAGCCAAAUGUAGAUAUAACGAAUAAAAUCUAAAUCUUUAUAUAUAAAAAUUCUAGUACUCUA
Lucilia sericata (common green bottle fly) is the source of this 2222-nucleotide messenger RNA. RefSeq names its product organic cation transporter-like protein. Lineage: Eukaryota; Metazoa; Arthropoda; Insecta; Diptera; Calliphoridae. Gene Ontology annotation, biological process: transmembrane transport. The transcript is spliced from 5 exons. Gene Ontology annotation, molecular function: transmembrane transporter activity. The coding region runs from base 409 to 2070 and encodes 553 amino acids. The record is from RefSeq and is a predicted model, not a curated record. Gene Ontology annotation, cellular component: membrane.